Molecule: messenger RNA, 13874 nt
Organism: Canis lupus familiaris (dog)
Lineage: Eukaryota; Metazoa; Chordata; Mammalia; Carnivora; Canidae
Gene: KCTD16
Product: potassium channel tetramerization domain containing 16
Exons: 3
Coding region: 890-2176 (428 amino acids)
Biological process (GO): protein homooligomerization; regulation of G protein-coupled receptor signaling pathway
Cellular component (GO): presynaptic membrane; postsynaptic membrane
Molecular function (GO): protein binding
Source: RefSeq, a predicted model, not a curated record
GGCGGCUCCCACCUGCCUGGGAACAUGGGAGUCCGCGGCCCGGGCCGGCAGGGGGGGCGGCUGCCUGGGACCCCAGCAGGGCGCCUCUGCCUGUCUUUCUGCUUCUGGGCUUUCUGAAAAGCUGCUAAGUCCCAGGACCUCUUCCAACUCUCUUCUGUUUUAAGGAUUCUUUCUAAAGGUUUGAUUUUUUUUUUUUUUUUUUUCCUCUCUCUCUCCCUUUUUACUGGAGACGCUUUGGUCAGGUAUUUUUCUCUGCCUGGCUUCUUCCACCCACACCUCUCCCCACGCUUUAACUUUUUUGUGACUUGUUUCAACUUGAGAUUGGGAGUGAAUACAUUCCUAUAUACGCACAUACAAAUAUACAUUUAUAUAAAUAUUUAUAUAUAUAUAAUUAUUAUUUUCUAAGAGCACAUCUCUCUGGCACUUUUCAUUGAUACCUCUGUCCUUUACCUCUUUGGGAUCUGACAAGCUCUCCAGACUCUGUGGCUGUGGAUUCUGAUUGCUUUGCAAAUGGGUAUUUCUUCACAGGAACUGGGUUUCCAGCACUCACUAAGACAGACCUCUGAGUAACUGGGGACUUGGCCUGCCUUGCCUACUGAGCUUGGGGCAGAUCGGAUGGAGAUGAGUUGAUGAUAUUCUAUGAAGUAAUAGCUCACCACCAGCCAGGGUUUAAACUACUUUUGCAGCAUCACUUCACCUGUGGACUCUUCUAAAUUUUGCUUUCUUGGGGGAAAAAAAAAAAAAAAAAAACCUGGGGUAAGAGAAGGUCGUUUUUUAACAAGUUAGCAUCCUUUUUCCUCUUUGACAAGUUGAUGCAAAGGAUAAGGCUGUGACUCCAUUGGAUUGCACCUUCAAAUCAAAAUAGGAGAAGAACAAGAAGAAAGGGACAAUGGCUUUGAGUGGAAACUGUAGUCGUUAUUAUUCUCGAGAACAAGGGGCUGCAGUUCCCAACUCCUUCCCUGAGGUCAUGGAGCUGAAUGUUGGGGGUCAGGUUUAUUUCACCCGCCAUUCCACAUUAAUAAGCAUCCCUCAUUCCCUUCUGUGGAAAAUGUUUUCCCCAAAGAGAGACUCGGCUAACGAUCUAGCCAAGGACUCCAAAGGAAGGUUUUUCAUUGACAGAGAUGGAUUCUUGUUCCGUUACAUUCUGGACUAUCUCAGGGACAGGCAGGUGGUCUUGCCUGAUCACUUCCCAGAAAGGGGAAGACUGAAAAGGGAGGCUGAGUACUUCCAGCUCCCGGACUUGGUCAAACUCCUGACCCCUGAUGAAAUCAAGCAAAGCCCGGACGAAUUCUGCCAUAGUGACUUUGAAGAUGCCUCCCAAGGAAGCGACACGAGAAUCUGCCCUCCUUCCUCAGUGCUCCCUGCGGACCGCAAAUGGGGCUUCAUUACGGUGGGCUACAGGGGGUCCUGUACCAUGGGCAGAGAGGGGCAGGCAGAUGCCAAGUUUCGGAGAGUUCCCCGGAUUUUGGUUUGUGGAAGGAUUUCCUUGGCAAAAGAGGUCUUCGGAGAAACUUUGAAUGAGAGCAGAGACCCUGACCGAGCCCCAGAACGAUACACCUCCAGAUUUUAUCUCAAAUUCAAGCAUCUGGAAAGGGCUUUUGAUAUGUUGUCAGAGUGUGGAUUCCACAUGGUAGCCUGUAACUCCUCUGUAACAGCAUCUUUUGUCAACCAAUAUACAGAUGAUAAGAUCUGGUCAAGCUAUACUGAAUAUGUCUUCUACCGUGAGCCUUCGAGGUGGUCACCCUCCCACUGCGACUGCUGCUGCAAGAAUGCCACAGGGGACAAGGAAGGGGAGAGUGGCACAUCUUGCAACGACCUCUCCACCUCCAGCUGUGACAGCCAGUCUGAGGCCAGCUCUCCCCAGGAAACGGUCAUCUGUGGGCCUGUGACACGCCAGACCAACAUCCAGACUCUGGACCGUCCCAUCAAGAAGGGCCCUGUGCAGCUGAUCCAACAGUCUGAGAUGCGGCGGAAAAGUGACCUGCUCCGGACUCUGACUUCGGGCUCCAGGGAGUCGAACAUGAGCAGCAAAAAAAAAGCCGUUAAGGAAAAGCUCUCAAUUGAGGAGGAGCUGGAGAAAUGCAUCCAGGAUUUCCUAAAGAUCAAAAUCCCAGAUCGGUUCCCUGAGAGAAAACAUCCUUGGCAAUCUGAACUUUUGCGGAAGUAUCAUCUAUAGGGGAGGGCCAGGGUGGGAGAAGGAAUGAAUCAUGUGACCAUUUGGAAAUAAACCUCCUAACGAAAUUCGUAUUUGAAAAGGAAAGUAACAACUAACAAUACGUUUGUUAGAACACAGUAGCCCAUUGAUAUACUACUGCCUAUUUACCUAGUUCACCUUAACAUUUGAAUCCACAGGGUAGAUUUCUUUCCAGAUGUGGAAUGAUAAGAAAAUCUCUUUUGGUUCCUUUGUUUGUUUGUUCGUUUGCUUGUUAACUGGGUACCGUGUGCUGAGUAUCGUAUGUAUAAUGAGAGCCAGCUACAGAAGAGUAGCUGAGAGGCUUUGGGAGUCCUUUAUCCCAAACUGGGUUUUUCUCUCAUCUUCUACCUCCCUCCUUUGAAUGAGAAUAUGGUAGAAAGAGAUCUGGCCCAAUGGCAUAUGCUUGGAUUUUUUAAUUUUCCUUUUCCCUUUUGUUUAUGGGGUAAGGGGGGAAAUGGCAGAUUUAUAUGACUUUUCACUGAAAUCUAUUAUGUGCCAGUUUAUAUCGACGCUGUAUGCAUGAGUAUUUGUGCGACACAAGCACAACGAUGUCUGUACAUACACACAGUGCACAUGUCCCCAGGGCCUGGGCAUCCGAAGGGGAACACCCCUGCUCCCAGCAGCAUUCUCUUAGACUACUUUAGACAGAUGAGCCUCUGCUCCUUUCUUAAAACCCUUCCGGGAAGACUUCCCAGCCUCUAUUGGCAACACUUUCCAACAUCGGGUAACCCUGGUCAUCAACAAAUUGUCUUCCUUAUUUUGAAAUUAACACCCUCAGGCUCCAUUUUACAGUUUUGCUCUUCCUCUGCACUAGGAGAGGGUGAGAAGACCUAGUAAAACAUUCUUUGUAUUAAAGAAACAAACAUUCGUAUCCACAAAAAUUAUGACUCAGUGACCCCACGCUCAGCCUUCUCUACCCUGAGCUGAGUUACCUUCCUUCCCUCAAUGUUUUCAGAGUCCUUACUGCCCAUGUUUUAAUGGUGUGGCCUUUUCAUGUGAUCCAUAUUCAGUUCUCCACAUCCCUGUGGAGUUGAAGAAGUAAGAACAACACACAGUACUUGAAUAAGGCUCCAGCUUUUUGUUUGUUUCUUUAAGAGGGAAUUGUAUUCCACACACCGCCUAAUAAUUUCUCAUGACUUUUUAAAACUACAGCGCUGCGUUGUUACUUUCUUGUAGCCAGUUUUGUCUGUGGGGUUCUGGGAUUUGGCUGUGCCUAUGCUGGGAUUUGGCUGUCAUUUCCCCAGUGUCUGUGAACAACCCAACUAGAUAACUAAAGCUUCAGAAUUAAGAUUUUGGCUUUCUAAAGUGUCUUCCUUGAAUACAUCUUUGACCUGUAUAGACACAGCCAAAAAGAAGCUGUUACUAGCCAUCUAUCCAUAUGACUGUAUUUUAUUAAUGUACCAAUAGCUCUUUCAUAGGCUUGUGGUAAAUGAAGAUUAAAAGACCAGUCUUUAUUUUUCAGCAUUCUUCUUGCAUUUCAGUGGGAACUUAGAAAAUAAUUUGUCAAUCACUAUCUGUGUGCCAAGCACGCCUAGUUUUAUUAUUAUUAUUAUUAUUAUUAUUAUUAUUAUUAUUGUGUGUGUGUGUAUGUGUAUAUGUAUCACAGGUAAUAAAGGCAAUUGGAUGAUGUCUGUAGGAGGGAAAAAUAACGAACAAUUGCUUUCUCUUGAAAUAUAUUGUUGACACACAUUUAUUAUGUCAGAGGUUCUCUCUUGAUUCCUAUUAUCAGUGCCCAUUAGUACAUGGGUAUCUUCCUGAAUUUUUGUGACUCUUGCCCUCACAUCUGGGCAACAGACUCAGCCAAUGUUUUCUUGUCCUGAGGCUCAAAUGAAAUUUAAAGUUCUACUUAAGUGGAAAAGAAAGUUCAUCUGUGGAGUUGAGUUGUCAAGAGAAUCAUCAUUUAGGAAUUUAAGUGAUUCUUUUAUGAAUUAAUCCAUUAGCAGGCAUUUGUUCUUAGCUAAGCAUAGUUUUGUAAAGCCCUACCAAUAUGUCUUCAUUUCUUUCAGUGUGUCUUAAUACUGCAUCUUUCUAUUAAUAGAGGAUCCUGCCAAAAAAAAAAAAAAAAUCACAAAAUUUAAUGGUCAAGAAGAAGUAGAAUAGAGAUUAAACAUCUUCAAACUCACUUAAGUCAGAUGAUGCCUGUGGCUCUGUUGGAGUUUGGCAUCAUCUCCAACUUCCUUAAGUUUCAGACCUAACUCUAAUGGCAUUAAGAUAGAGAUACACCAGUAAGAACUAGAGAAGGAGGAAGAUGUCGAUCAACUCACUGCUUCCACUGCCUGCUUUACACAGGAGAGCAAACAAUGCAAAGACAAUGUUCAUGGCAUACUUUUCUGUCCCUUGACCUGUCGUGAACUUUUUUUCUGCUUUGGUACUCCUUAUGCCUCCUUGUGAGCAAAGCAAGUGGUAGGAAAUCUGAUUAAAACAAUAAUAACAUUUUUAAUAUGGGCCAGCUCUAGACCAACACCCACUCCAGAUAUUCCAAAGAGCUAAGACAACAGCAAGGUGUUUAUUUGUGUGGCUGUUAGUAUAAAGAUGAAUACAGACCUACUCAGUGAAAAGCUCUGAGGAGGCACCAAGUCAAUGGAAACCUUCAGUCCUACUUUGAGUAAAGUUAUCAAGUGAGGUCUAGGUGGCUUGCCACACUGGGAAUGAUUUAAUGGUAAGUGAGUUAUAAGAGUAAAUGCUCCAGUGACCCCGAUUCACACCUGCUUCCCCAAAUUUAAAAGUUUUCAGAACUCUUAGUUCACUUCUGGACAGGACAACGUAUGUGGUUCCCUUCUUGAAUAUUGGUUAUGAUGAGGGUCAUAAUUUGCUGAUGUGAAGAAACUAAAAGCAUCAGAUGGAUCAAAUGAAUGAGGAAACAUAUGUAUAGAAUUCUAACUUAGGUUUCCUCCUUCAAUCUUGCAAUGCUAAACUCCAGUGACCUUGGGGAGGUCAUGGUCUACAGGUAUGUGGAUCUCCUGGAGUCAGGAAUAUAUUUCUCGAGUCCUCCUACCCAUUGAGCUUUCCUGUUCAGCAGGAAAGGGGAAGACAGGAAAAUAAAACCGUGAGGUCACUGUGGUGGUGUGCUCACCCUCCCCCACCUAAGAAAACACUGCACUGAGGUAUGGUCAUAAACAGCCAAAUGAAGUGGCUUCCCCAAUACACAGUGGUGUUAUGCUCUGUGAUUGUAGGCAGUUGUCUUACUGGAAAUGCAUGUGUGGUAAAUUAAAAUAAAAGGGGAACAAUGCACAAAUCACUUGUUCCCUUCACUCUUUAUUCCCCCAUAGCUCCAUUUACCCCCACCUGAUUCACUUUAGGGAGACACAUUUAUUAAAAGAAAACAAAUGGAACUCUUCUUUAUUCAGGUGCUCCUGUUUGAUUCAGAGGCACCUUUAUUCUAGGGACAGAUGUGUGCUCUUCAUGGUGGAUCUUCUUAUCAACUCUUGGUCCUUCUGGAUUAUUUUGCUUCUCUGGCCUUUAGAUUCCCCUCUGAUUGUCCUUUGUCUCUGCCAAGCAAAACAUGUUCCAGUGAGAAAAAGAAAAGGCAUGUAUGGUGUCUUGCAAAAUUACUUGACACCAGCUCCCAUAAUGGGAGCCAAACGUUGAUUCUCAGACAUUUUCCUUUGUUGUACUUUUAACCUUCCAACUUUGUAUUUACCAUAGUGAUUUAACCCAGAGCACUUGAGUGCUGGUAUUUUCUACCACUAGAUAUCAUGUUGUAAAAUGUGACUAACUUUGGUCUUCCUAGAUGAUCUUUGAGUUAAUAAGAGUCUUUCUGUGGACUUUUAGGAAGAGUUCUUUGUCAUCCCCACUUGAUAUAGCAAUUUUCAUAGGAAAAAUGAAGAGAGUUAUUUUUUUCCCCUGGUGACUCUGUGGCAGAUACAUGUUUUUGCCAAUUUGCAUGCUUAUCGGUUUAGCAUGGACCAUUUCUCUCUUUAAUGUCUUGGUAUUGUUGGCAACUUGCAAUCUUGAUGGCCCACUGUUUCAAUUUAUUUACUUUCUUUUAUAUUGUCAAAAUAACACAAUAGAGAAGGAAUCAGAAUGAGUAUUCUGUAUUCUGAGUUAAAAUGGAGUUAGAUGUCAUUUGUACAGGAGUGUACAAUGAUUAAUAUCUGCAGAGAAAUUAGACCAAAUGAAACCUGCUGGAAUGGGUUUGAUUGAUAUUGCCUUCAUCUCUCUGGUUUUAGAUGAAAUGGUUAUUGCUCUCCACCCCUGCUGAAAGAAAAGAGUCUUAAACUUUAAUAAUCACCAUGUUGUGAUGCGACCACAGAACUUAUAUGUUUGAAAUGUCUAUAUUUCUCAUCUUGCAACAUACAUUAGAAUGGAGAUUCUUUUCCUAGUGACCCCCACUGCAAACUUUUUAGCAGUGUUUUUCAAUACUCAGCAUGCACAAAAACCAUUUGUAGCACUUGUAAAAAUGCAGAUCCCUUUAUCCUGGUCCCAGAGAGUCAGUCAGAAACAUUGAGCAGGGCCAAGGAAUCUGCAUUUUAGUCCAACAUCCUUCAUGAUUUUGAUGAGAUGAUCUAUGGACCUUCUUUUAAGAAAUCCUGUUCUUGGGGAGUUGACUGUGCAGAGGUCUACAUCUUUUCACUUCCUUUCACUUUCCUUCCCUUACAAAGAAGUCAAAACUUGCAUUAUUUUUUUUAAGAGGAAAAGCCCAAAGAAGAGUAUUCCAGGACCAGGGCAGAGUAGAUUCCAUUACUCCUUUGCCCUUUCAUCUGCCUGUCAACCACCUCUCCAUUUUGUGUGUAUUUGUGUGUUCGAUUUUUGUUUUAUUUUGUUUUUUUUUUUUUCCCAAACUGAAAGCCUGCAUCAAUAUAGUUUUUACUCUGGAUACUCUGGGUAGAUGGGAACACAUCUCUGAGUGAGCUGUAUCCUUAUGAUACCCAUCAAGGAAGAAAAACAAAUGAACUUUCCCAGGCGGAGUUGUUCAUUCCCAUGCCUUGUGCAGUGUGAGUCAGAGGAACUGGAGAAUGAUCCAUAAUUUAAUGGUGGUGUGUAUGGCCCCAAAGGUGGUUCCACUAACUGCAUGUACAAACACCACCAAAAUGAAUAUGGAAUGAUUAGUGAAUUUACUGCAUUUCACCUAUAAAAUCCUGAGUCAUUGGAUUGCUAAAUUUGUCCAAUCUGACUCAUGCAGGAUUAUGAAACUCUCAAAUAGUUGAAGAUCCUGAACUCCAAUAUUAACUAAAAACUGCAAGCAAAACCCAUGAGGGAAAAUAAAUACAAAGAAAGAAAGGGUGAAUUCAAAAUAGUGGCCAUAUUUCAUACAUAGUGACAAGAAGGAGAUGAAGUUCUACAUGUUUCCACUCACUCACCAGAAAGGAAGGCCAUACUGUGAUUAUUCAGAUAGAAACAAUUUUGGAGAGUUUCAGUGGUCCAGUUGGUUCUACCCCUAUAAUAGAAUAACUGGACAGGUUGAUCAAAUUCCCAUAUGGUAAGAGAAAUGGAGAAUGAGUGGCUUAAAUACAUGCUUGUGGUGAUCCUUGGUGAAUAUUUAAGUAAAGACAACUGUCACAGGAAAGUGAAGAAUGGCUAAUGAAACUAAUAAACUUGAAUUGCUAAUUAAGAGUAUUUGGCCAGGAUUUUUUUUUAAUGUUAAAUUUGAUUUAGCUUGCUUCCCCCCCUACUUCCCAAGUGAGAUCCCUUUACUGUCCCAACUUCCUAACCUUUAAAAAAUGUUCCUCCUGUUUGUGAACAAACUGUGUUUAUUGGGUAAAGAAUUUUUAGUUCCUAGACUGUCUUCCUUGCUUUAUUUAAGGAAUUUACUUUGAAAAAGCUAAAGAAAAAUGUGCCCUGGCCCUGCAACUCUCAAGGGGUUUGUUCUGGGCCAAGGGGUGGUGAUUUUCCUGUUAAUCAGGCUUCUAAAAGCAUUUAUAUCCCAACUGGAAGAUUUAGUCUCUCCUUUUUCCAGAAACCUCUUCCAUCUUGUCACUUUAUUCUUAGAAUUGACCUUUAGUUAAUUUAACUGCAUUUGCACGAUAAAAAUCAACAUUGCUUUCAGACCCUGCUGCUGCUGGUUGGCUUCAUCCAUCACAAAUGGACGUAGGAUUGAUGCACAAGAAAGUAGUGGAGAAGAGUUGCUUUAUACUUGUGCCUCUUGUGUGAGGGUGUGUGAAUGUGUACAUACACACUUGUGCAAUUUUUAGAUCGAUGUUGCAUCAGUCGCCAAUGUCCAUGGUAAACCUAUCUCAAUGUGUGGAAAAAGUCUUUGGUUACAAAGCUUCACAGCUUUUAAAUUCAGCACAAUAGCUUGUCUUUACUAUGGGUGUCAACGCUUGACAAGGUUGAAUAAAGCUGGUCUCCUCGUGUGAGAUUCAAGCAUUACAGAUUUCUGAGCAAAAAAUCAAACUCAUUUUUAUUUAUAUAGUCACUAGUGGCAGUGGCAUUUACUCAAAAAAAAUUGAAAAGGAGAGAAAAGAAAAAGAAUGCAUGAAAGCUUAAAUAUACAUAGAAUUCACAGUGAUCACUAACAGUUUUUCUCAGUUGCAGCCAGUGGUCAGUGGUUUAUUCUUGUAUGUGAGAGACAGAACCAAUUUCAGGAAACACUCAUCUCUGACUUGUGUGGGUUAUGUGUACUUAGGGCAGUGGCUCUCACCCAGGAAUGAUUUUUGUGCCCCAGGGGGACUUUAGGCAAUGUUUGGAGACAUGUUUGAUUGCCCUGACUUCUGAGGUACUAACUGGCAUCCAAUGGGUAAAGAUCAGAGAUGUUGCUAAACAUCCCAGAAUGCAGAAGACCCCUCGCAACAAAUAAUUAUACAGCCUGAAAUGUCAAUAGCGCUGAGGUUGAAAACCCCUGAGUUAUGGGUUGGCUCUAAUUUUCCAUUUUUUUACCAUAUAGAGAAAGACAUCUGGGUCAGAGCUAAAAGGAAAUAGCACAAUAGUAAUUAGUAGCACCUUAGAUAAGUACAGAGUUUAUUUGGGAUUAUAUACAGUUGUCCCUUUAUACAGAUGUGGAUGCUGAGAUUUAGAGAGAAAUAGGUCCCGUUUUCCAUGGUUUCAGUAGUGAUGGGGAAGGUGUGUGGUCUGAGUUUCAGUCUUCUAUGGCAGUCGCUUUCUGCCUCAGAAAAACAAUACCUUUGAUGAAGUCAUCAACCGUAUAACAACUACAUGUGUUUGGUGGAAAGUGCUUUGGGAGCAUUUUCCAUUCAUGUAACACAAUUAGGGAUGCUUUUCAAGCUGAGCAACAGGUGCUCUUAGAAAUAAAACAAGAAGAAAGGAAGAAAAGUGCUGAGAACAGGCCAAGAAUUUUGUCAUCUUGAACCGCUCACUGUGUACUUUGUUUCUUAAGGUUGAAACUCCCCUCACUAAAGAGGACACUUAGAUCUUGGAAAAUAUUAUUGUCAGACUCACACAGGUGGUCCCAAUGCCCUUGUUUUCAAAGAUGUGAUGAGUCUAAGCAUAAAGUAGUAUGACUACUGAGCCUUAUUAUAUCAUUUGUAUAUACUGACUUCAUUAGGACACAGAACAUGUGGGUGUCUUAUAUAUUUGACAUUUUUCUUUUAACUUAUCAUACUGAUAUUCCAGUGAUGGAAUCAAGGUCAGAACAUUCUAUCCUCAUUUCAUACAAGGGAAACUGGGACCCAGAGACUUAAAGUCAUUCAUUCAUUUGUUCAUGCAUGUAUUUGAUGGGUAUUUGUUGAGUGCCUACCAUGUACAGGCCACUGUCAUGAGCAUUAUAAUCUACUAGGGAAUCAAAUUUGUGAUACAGAACUUGAAUUCAGAUUAUCCAAAUUCUAGACUAACAUUAUUUUUCUAUGUAAUUCUGAUCCACGUUCUAGAUUUCUAAUUUAAAUAUUAAGUUAUAAAUAAUGUAUAUUAAGGAGUGUGUGCACUUAAGAAAUAUGUGCCAGGAACUGUAAUAAAUGAUUCACAUGCCUCAUCUCAUUUAAUCCUAUAACAACCCAAUGAAGUAAGCCUUGUUACUGUCCUCUUUUUACAGAGGUCAAUGUAACUAGACAGGGGCAGAGCCAGAUUUUCAUGUUGGUUUAUUGGACUCCAAGUCUGAUGGCUUAACCACCUCAUUAUAUAAUGUCUUGUCUCUGUUCUCUGGAUUUCACCUGUUUCUGGUUUCUUCUAUUCUAACCAAAAGAUAGCCAGGAAGAAUCCAGCCUGACAUACUUCCAGAAAGUCAUUAGCUAUUUUUAAUUAUAAAUUCCAUUAGACACGCAUUUCCCUAGGAGAUAAAGGAAAGGCACACUUGGAGGCAUACUUUUGCCUACCGUAGACUGCACUUUAUGACACCAGCCCUAUCAAAGGGUUAGUUACAGAACAAAUGCCGUGUGAAUACUGUACCUUUGUGUACACCUAAAGGGUGUGUUCACAUCCAAAGCAGCAAGAUAGAUUCCAUGUUAGGACAACGGCACCUACACCUGCUUGCUGUGCUGUUUAUAGGUUACCAGGGCAGAGUUCAUGAGAGAUUAAAUAGGUGUCUAUGCACGCAUGUGUGAUACAUGCAUGUAUGUACUAUUUUCACCUUUGGGCCUUUUAAACAAAAUCAGUUUUUGUUCAAGAAAGGUCAGAAAUCCAGCCAUGGUUUCCUGCCCCCCAGCAUACUAUCAUCAGUAUUCCAAGUUGAAAAAGGAGAAGCAACUACAGAAAAGAGACUGCAUUGAGAUGUGUGUGUGUGUGUGUGUGUGUGUGUGUGUGUAUGAAGAAUGUAUGCCCAUGUACAUUGUGUAUGUGUGUUUAUAUAUAAAUUUUAUGUAUAUAUGUAUAUAUGUGUGUACAUGUAUCUAAAUGUAUAUAUAUAUCUAUAUCUAUACAUAUGUAUACACACAUAAACAGAUCUCAUAGUUUGAAACUCGGAUUUUGAGUUUAAGGGAUUAUUAUUAUUUAUAAUGGGUUUCAUAGAUAGUUUAAUAUAGUUCUGUUUUCCAAAAUUCUCUCCCACUAUGAGUGUAUAUAUUUAUGGUACAGAAAAUAUGAUUAGAAUACUUUGUUUUAACAUCUAUAGAUACAAAAUCAAACAAAAGUGCAUUUAAAGAAAGCCAAACUUGUAAAAACUGGCUUUCUUAUUUCAACCAUUUGUUAGAAUUUCAAAGUAUGUGUUUUCAAACAUCAUCAUUUAAAAAAAAAUGAAAGAAAGAAAAAACCCAAAAGAACAAAAAAACAAAACAAAAAACCCACCAAGUGAAUAUGACAAUGUUUAAGAAGAAAAGAAUAAGAAAAUAUAAGUCUGUGAAAGCACAUAUUCUGUGGUUAUUACGCUAAUGGUAGUUCACCUACUGUUGUUUGAUUUAUUCUUAACUACUGAUCUCACUUCAUCUUUAAUGGGGGGGGGGGCUCCUGUGGCCAUAUGCACUUUGUAGGUGGAGCUAAUUAUCUGUUUAAUUAUUUUAAAGCUAUAGUAAAGAAUUUAUAAUAUGCACACUGUAAAUAUAUACUAAAGCUUAAGGGUACAUUGUAAUAAUAACCAAACACUUUCUAGGCUCCUGCAAAUAACCCUGUAAGCCUGUUCAUACAGACACCAAAAUAGCUGCCCAAAGAAGGAACAACAUGCAGUUAAAUGAAAGACAAUGUUGCUUAUGUUUUGGCAUCCUAUAGACAUAAUGGCCAAGUGACUAAAAUUGGGGUUCUCUGAAGAAUAUGGUAAGUUAUAUUUUCAUUCAUAACCAUGUGCUUUCCAUACUUUGGAGAAUGUGAAACUUGUUUUUAGUCAACCUAUGCAAACAGAGCUUCCCUGGUGCUCCUUGGGAUCAGUUUGUAUGCACACAAAUCCACACCCUCAGAAGCAGUCUGACUCCAAGCCCUGUCCCUGGGGUUCAGAUUCCUUCUCCCAGAACCUUCUCCCAGGAUCCUAUCCGGUUUGCUCAUACAAUCAGAAGUGUUUGCAAAAAUAAUUGAGUAUGGUCAUUUAUUUUUUCCGUAGGGUCCUUGCAGAUGUGGUCUUAAAAGCAUAUGAAAGAAAAUAAAUUUUAUAGUGAAUAGAUGCUCUAAUUAGGUUGAGGAACGCUGAAGAAGGAUUGGUUGUUUUUCCCAAAAAUUUUGGAGCAGACAGGGGAAGUUUUAUUUACCUCAUCCCUGGCUCCAAGUUCCCGUCACUUUCUCUCAUUUAUUUAUUUUUAAUUCCAAAGGAGAAUGUUGAAUCCAAAGUUUGCUUACAAUUCUGGUUAAUGUAUAAAAGGACAGACUAGUGUGUUUUUGUAAAUCAUGAAGGGUGGAGAAAUGGGGGUGCUAAAACCCCUGAUUACCCUGUCUCUGAUCCAAGGAAAUGGAUUCAUGAAUUCCUGGAGUGGUAUCCUUCUUAAAACAUAGGAGCACAAACCUAGGGACUUGCAUUUCAGAGAGUCUGGUCGAAAGCUGUUAAUGGGAUCUGUGGUAAAUGGGUCACCAUUUAGAAUAGUGAUGGAGUCUAGCUCGCUUCCCUUAGAAGACCUUACUCUGUAAAAUCAAGAAUCUGUGUUGGCUGAAGGAAUUGAACUCAUGAUCUCAUUUGAAUUCCUGUUCCUCUCAUCUUUCAGAACCAGCAGAGCACUGGGUUGAACCUAACAAAAUAAUUUGUCAAAAUUAUAUGAACAUGUUUAAAUAUUUUCAGCACCACCCUCGACAUUUAUAAAAAUAAAGACCCGAUUCAUGAGGUUACCUGGAGAUCUCCAAACACAGUUUGCCUAGGGAUUAUCAAGCUCCUCUUUUAUCCGUUGCUGAUGCUUUGAAUGUGCUGUCAACACAGAGGAGUCUGAAUUUUGCUGGUACUAACAUCAAAUGGUGAUCUACUGGGGCCUUGUUCAUGUUCCUUUCUCCUGACCUCAUUCAAGUGCUUGAUGACUUGGGUCAGUUUGUUGCACACUGAUGUAUACCAAGUGACACCCACUGAAAUUACCUCUUCUCCUUUCCAAUACAGUUUGCUUGUACAUAAGUGUAAUGUCAAAUUGUUUACAGGUUCUUUUUGUGUAUAAUUGUGAUAGCAGAUUUAGCUCAAACUUUAAAGGAAUCUGUUUACUGAAUGGUGUUAAAAUGGAUGUGCUUAUUACAGUAUAAACAUCAUUAAUUAUGGACUCACACGAAUGCAUGUCUACAUGUCGUCAAUUUCCAGCAGCUCGGUUAAUCCAGCAAAAAGUCUGCGGUCUGUGAAUAGCAAAUAUACAUAAACUACUGUGAUUCUAAUAACUCAGUAACUGUUUUUACCUUGAUAUGUAACACUGUAGAUUUUAGCCUGCUGUAUUAUUUUCUUACCUAUUUGUUUGGAGGAGACAGACAUAAGAGAUAGUAUACUAAUUGUCCCAAUGGAAUUGCACACCAUUUCGGCGACCAUUGGUCCACCUAGAAGGCAACUGCCUAUUGAUGGAACAAUGGCCCUAGGCAACAUAUAAAUAUAUACAUACAUAUCUAUGUAUGCAAUAUCUAAAUGCUAAUUACUACCAUCUAUUUUCACUGCCAAUGGAAACUACUAUUUUCUUUGGAAUCAUUGAUGAUAUAAAAAUUAAUUUGCUAUUAUCUGCUUUCAUAUUCUGUUUAGUUCAUCUAGUAUGGUAAAUGAUACAGGUGCAGUAUCAGUAUUGUAAAAUUGUGUGGUGAAGACUACAAAAAGUCAUACUGUGGAUAUAUUUUAAAAGGCAGACCAGAAACUAUAUUUCAGAUUCUUGUGUGAAUAUAAUUACAGAAAUAGCAACUAUUUUUUAUGUGUUUCCAUAAAUGACUCCAUUUCAUAUACAUUGUAACUUAGCACCAAUCAUAAUAAAUCAUUUGGUAACAUUUA